Messenger RNA from Anopheles funestus (African malaria mosquito), 1169 nucleotides. RefSeq lists its product as uncharacterized. Lineage: Eukaryota; Metazoa; Arthropoda; Insecta; Diptera; Culicidae. The transcript is spliced from 2 exons. Gene Ontology annotation, molecular function: N-acetyltransferase activity. The record is from RefSeq and is a predicted model, not a curated record. Bases 261 to 992 code for a protein of 243 amino acids.
AACAGCAUUACUAUCUAUACGAGAGAGCGAAAGAUUCAUCAUCUCGCAUCUAAUGUCCAUAAUGGCUUCACUCUCACCUUCUAUGGCCACUGACAUCACGAACCAGCUGACCCAACAGAGUGCUGCUGUGCCAACUUCACGCUCAAGCGAAACAUCUCAGUUACAAUCUGGACGUUAUCUUUGCCACACGCACCACCGGUAAAGAUUAUCGCUCGUUACACAACGUUCAACUACCAUUCAAUCGUCGCAAACUUCAAGAUAUGGCGUCCAACAAGUCGCGAGAUAUUGAAAUCCUACGUUACGAUGAUCGCUACCAAGAACAAUCGAUGGAGGUACUCCGGAAGUCAUUUUUUCUGAACGAAAUGGUUUGUAUCGGAGCGGAGGUAAACCUUACACCCCAGGCACAGAAGGAUCUUGAGCAGCUCUGCCUAGAUGUAGCCAAUGGUGGUGUGUCGAUGAUCGCGAGACACACACCAACCGACACGAUCGUUGGAGUCUCUUUCAAUGUGCUGCAGACACCGAGCGGACCGGAAGAUUCCAACUACUUCGAGCAGUUCCGUGACACGAAAUGUACGACCGACAGCUCACGGUCGUUGAUGCAGUACAUGAUCACGAUGGACGCAAAGGUGAACCUGUUCGAGCGGUUUAAUGUGCGCUGUUUGCUGGAGAUCAUGUUCCUUGCCACCUUACCCAGCUACGAGGGGCACGGCGUUGGUACGCGUCUCGUUGAAGAGUCCGUUCGGUUGGCGGAAGAGCUGAAAAGUGGCAAGGCCGUACCAACGGUAUCAAGUGAGUGCUCGGGAGCGUCCGAUAAGCCGCAGCUAGUGUCGGCCCUGUUUACGUCCCGAAUCUCGCAACGUGUCGGUGAAAAGGUUGGCUUUACGGUUAUCAAUCAGGUACCCCAUUCGGAGUUUGUGUACAAGGGAAGAACCUACAGCGAUCGGAUCGGUUCGGAGCAUCCAUUUUCAACGCUAGUGGUAAAGCACAUAUAAAGGAACGAUCGUGCAGUGAAAGUGAAAGCGCGGGACGCGGAUGGGGAUAAGUGCGAUCAUGUUAUUAGCGCGUCUGGAAGUGUUGUUAUUGUGGAACCGGUUUGAAUGUGUGAAUGAUUUGCAAGCUUAUCAAGGCAAAUAAAAUCAGUAUUGACACUUUGUUUCAAAUUGAACAAA